AUGGUUUUUACAAAUCUGUUUCUUUCUGCAUCCGUUUCACUCUGUGAUCAGUAUUGGCUUCCAACGGAUCGACAUCGUCCUCAGUCGCCCUCAAAAGAUCUAUUACACCAGAUUUCAAGAGACGUUCGCUUCGAUCUGCAGCAGCCAACGAGUGCUCUAGCCUAUCCGCUUCCGGAGAACUUGCCGUGCAGCUUCGAGGGCCGAUACGGACGAGUACGGUACUCGAUUAGGGCAUUGUUGGACGUAACGACCAUUUAUCGGUUUUCCACCAAUAUUAUUCCAUUCACGGUGGCUCCCAUUCUUGACCUUAAUCGAGAUCCUCUCGCCUCCCGUGAGUAG
Molecule: messenger RNA, 339 nt
Organism: Heterotrigona itama
Lineage: Eukaryota; Metazoa; Arthropoda; Insecta; Hymenoptera; Apidae
Source: the annotation of a GenBank genome assembly